Molecule: messenger RNA, 1563 nt
Organism: Eucalyptus grandis
Lineage: Eukaryota; Viridiplantae; Streptophyta; Magnoliopsida; Myrtales; Myrtaceae
Product: serine/threonine-protein phosphatase PP1
Exons: 3
Coding region: 230-1156 (308 amino acids)
Cellular component (GO): cytoplasm; nucleus
Molecular function (GO): protein serine/threonine phosphatase activity
Source: RefSeq, a predicted model, not a curated record
UGAAGCCACGGCCAUGUGCAAGUUGGGCAAACAGGGGACACAGGAGAAUGUUUCUUCCCCUUCACGUGCCAGAUCUGAAACAUCGACUCCAUUCAGCUCCACGCUAUUAAUAACAAUCCAAUAUUCUCUCUCUCUCUCUCUCUCUCUCUCUCUCUCUAAACCCGCCAUCCUUGCUCUCUGGCCAAGUCUUUUCUUGUAUGAUUCUUGAUUCAUCUGAAUCCGAUCACAAAUGAAUUCCCGAGGAACGAAGGAGAUUAGCAUGGAUGCUGUCCUGGCAGAAGUUGGAGGUUUGAUAGAGAGAUUGUUGGAACGAAGGAACAAGAAAGGAAAACACAUUCAGCUGGUCGAGCCCGAAAUUCGUCGGCUUUGCAUCGUCGCCAAGCAAGUCUUUCUUGCGCAGCCUAAUCUCCUCGAAUUAGAAGCCCCCAUCAACAUCUGUGGUGACAUACAUGGACAAUACCCAGACCUACUGAGAAUAUUCGAAAGCGGUGGUUUCCCACCAGAUUCAAACUACUUGUUCCUCGGAGACUACGUCGACAGAGGGAAGCAAAGCAUAGAGACCAUCUGCCUCCUCCUUGCCUACAAAAUAAAGUUCCCGGAGAACUUCUUUCUCCUCCGAGGGAACCAUGAGUGUGCCUCCAUUAACCGGAUCUAUGGCUUCUAUGACGAGUGCAAGCGUCGCUUCAGCGUCCGUCUGUGGAAGAUCUUCACGGAUUGCUUCAAUUGCUUGCCAGUGGCAGCAGUGAUUGAUGACAAGAUCAUUUGCAUGCACGGUGGACUCUCGCCGGAGCUUGUGAACUUAGAUCAGAUCAGGGUUCUGGAGAGGCCCAUGGAUGUGCCGGACCAGGGGCUAUUGUGUGACCUACUUUGGGCGGAUCCUGACAGAGAGAUCAAAGGGUGGGGCGAGAAUGACAGGGGCGUUUCCUACACUUUCGGUGCUGACAAAGUGGCAGAGUUCCUAAGGAAACACGACCUCGAUCUAAUAUGUCGUGCUCACCAGGUGGUUGAAGAUGGUUACGAAUUCUUUGCAGACCGACAGCUGGUUACCAUAUUUUCAGCUCCUAAUUACUGUGGGGAAUUCGACAAUGCUGGGGCACUAAUGAACGUGGAUCCGAGUUUGCUAUGCUCGUUUCAGAUUGUCAGGCCAUGGGGUUGAGGAGGAGUGACAACUAACGAGCAGAGGACAUUCAAAACUCAUGGACUGAUUAAUUAUUCCUAAGCUUCCUGUCAUUUCCAAAUAGGAAUGAAUGCACAGGGGGCAAAAAUUUGUGACUAGUGACACUGAUGGCUUUAAAGAAGGUUGAGCUUAAGCUCAUUUCAGGUUUGUGUUUAUAGCGGAAUUUAGCAGAUCAUUCAAAUACUAAUGGUGUAAAUCUAGAGUUGAAUCUUGCAAGGUGGUGUGAGUGAUGUCUUCUGCAACUUCAUGUACAUCCAUAAGAAAUGACAAUGAGGCCAGGUAGACAAUGGUUUGAUUGUGUAAAUGCCUAUCUAGCAGUGUUCUUCGGUGUUUCUGCGAUCCUCUGGCAAGGUGGAAAUAAUAGACAUGCGAUCGACUCCAUAGGA